GAAAAGAGUUGAGCAAAAUGAUGUAAAAUUCCAAGAGGUAAUUCUGAAAGAUAUUGAUAGUCAUGCAACAGUUGCAGUGUGGGACUCGAUGGUAAAUACUAUUGAAAAGGGAGAAUGUGUGCAGAUUACAAAAUGCAGGGUGCGUUUGUUCAACGAGCAGAAAAGGUUAACCACUACAAGAUCAUCCCAGUGCGAGAAACUUGCUAAUGAUGAAAACUUGCUGCUGGUGUCUGAUGAUGAAGAUGUGGACACUGAUGAAAACUGGGGAGACACUCCAACUGUGGAUUUUAAUAGUAAAACAAUCACAGCUGUGUUUGAUGUUGAUCCCUACCUUGCCUGUCCUACACCUUCAUGUAACAACACCAAACUUACCCCAGUAGAAUCCAAUUCUGGUAGUCGUAUCAUGAACUGCAAAAACUGUGGAAGAAACUAUGGUGAAAGUGCAUGUAAUAACUACUUGCGUGCUACAGUAAUGAUUGAAGUAGAGGAAUCUAACAAACCCCCCCAGAAAGUGGCAAUAUUUAAGCCGCAGAUUGAAAAGCUCUUCAUUUCAAGAGGAUUCGCACUUCCUUCCACCAAUGACCAAACUGAGCUUCUCGUCAAAUUCUUUGAAAUUAUUCCAGUUGACAUCAAGUUUCACAUGAUAAAUAACACUAUUAAACAAUUGACCUGCAAAAGAGUUGCAUGAACAUUCAACUCUAUUGCAACCAAUGUAACCAGUAUCUUUUCCAUCCAGUGUAGUACACAGUUUCUUGUUUGUAUAAAUGAUUUUGUCCUAAACUGGUUUACUUGAUUUGUGAACCAUUACGAAGGGGAUCUUUAUUGGGUUUUUUUCAUUGUUUUGUGUAGUUCACACAAGUUUUUGUUACUUGGAAUCUUUUUUUUUCAUUUAUUGCUUGUAUAUGCAAGAGAGUUGCAUAGACAAAAGUCCUAGUCAUUUACCUUUCUAGUCAGAUUUUGUCAAAAAAUGGUUUAAUGUUUAAUUACCAAAGUGACAACUAGUUUUACCAUGUUUUGUUUUUUUUUAAAUAUGCAUGUUUAAUCUUAACAUAUUAAGUUUUUUUAAUUGUUAUAUAUCUUCUUUUUUUUUGUAUUCAAGAAAGCUGUUUGAACAAAAGCUCUCAGAAUUCCUUUGUUUAAGAACAACUCAAUAACUAGCCAUUAUUUAACCAUAACACAUUCAAAUCUACUUGCAUUUUAUCACAGUAAUCUAUAAAUGUUUACAAACCAAUUAAAUAGUAACUUUAAGAUUUUGUGUAGAUUACCCUUUUACUGUUGAAGCAUAUAAAAUAACUUUGUCAUCCUUUAUUGCUUUAAUGUACAAAGCUACUCUUACAUGAAGGAGAGUCACACAAGCAUAAGUUUUCACAGUAUUUUUUUUUUUCAAAAUCAACUCAAGGAUACCAGCCGUUUCUCUUUUUAUCAAACAAGUAUAAUUUCGUCAGAUUUUUCCAUGUACUGAUUUAAGAACCCUUUAUACAUUGCACACUAAAGAUUUUUAAUUACAUGGUAUUUUUAAUGCAGUUUAAGUAACCUGCCCUAACAUCAAAAAUGAAAAUUGAAAUCUACAAUAUAUUACUCAAUUUGUAAUCAAUUCAAGCAUUUUUGGCAUUACGCCUGGAUGAUUUAAUCGAAUCUUUAUUUGCACGUUCUAUCCCAUUUAAUUAAGAAACAGAGGUUUUUGUUUAUCAAUACUUCAUUGCCUUAUUUCGUAAUCCCUUGGCGCAAUUGGCAGCUACAUGUACCUAUGUUGAAUAUGAAAUAGAUCAACUUGAUAUUGACACUUUCAUACCAUAUAAUUUCAUCAAAAGUUAAAAAAAAACUAAUUAGUGAAAAGAGGGUUCUUCAGAUUUAUAAACCAUCAGAAAAAUUAUCUUGAUGAUAUUGUGUAGUUCACACAAUCCUUUUGUGUAAUAUUUUUGUCAUAUUUUUCGUUUUUUAAAGGUGCUCUUAUGUGCAAGAAAAUUGCAUGUGCAAUAGUUUUGUAAUGCUUAGAGCCAUGACCUUUAAUCAAAACAAAUCACAUAAUGUUACAGUAGUUAUAUUUUGUUGAUUACUGUAUUUAUGUUUCACAAAGCAUUGUAAGGAAAACCUUCAAGGUCUUCCAUAGUUCACACAUUACACAUUUUUGUCAAAUAUUUGUUGUAUAAGGUGUUCUUAAAGAAAGAAACUAACUUUUUUAUAUUUUCUGUAUGAUUUCUGAAAAACAGUUUAGAAAAAUAAAUAGUUUUCUUAAUAAAAUAAAAUUAAUUUCAUUUAGUCUUAUUUAUUAAUUUAUGUAGUGUACAUACUUUCAGUUUGCAUCAAAUGUUCAACAGUAGAGGUAAUAUGUUGUUGUUCAGAUUUUAAAAUUGACAUCAUUGGAGAAAUUGCACUGAGCGAUUGAAAUGAAAAGCAACAAUAAGCUACUCUGUUCCUUAGUUUCUAAACAUUAGCAGUUACGUAAAUUGAAAAUGCUCAUAGAAAUGUCGCUGAACUCACAAGGUUAUGAGUAUAUACUAGAAUCCUUGCCUAUUUCUUUGAAGUUCAUAGUUAUAGUUAAUGAUACUAUGUAGGGAAAAUCAUCUAAUCUCCAGUAUAUUUUCAAGAAACAUGAAUAAAAGCACCAAGUCUGCAUUUCCAAAUUAAAACUUGAUCAACAAGUAUAUUUUUCGAUAAAAACUCUACUAGAGUCUCUAGGGGACACCUUGAUUCAUAUUAAGUUCCUAUUCCA
Molecule: messenger RNA, 2713 nt
Organism: Ostrea edulis (European flat oyster)
Lineage: Eukaryota; Metazoa; Mollusca; Bivalvia; Ostreida; Ostreidae
Exons: 2
Coding region: 89-688 (199 amino acids)
Source: RefSeq, a predicted model, not a curated record